Dichomitus squalens LYAD-421 SS1 is the source of this 1404-nucleotide messenger RNA. RefSeq lists its product as uncharacterized. NCBI's taxonomy places the organism in Eukaryota, Fungi, Basidiomycota, Agaricomycetes, Polyporales, Polyporaceae. The transcript has 4 exons. The record is from RefSeq and is a predicted model, not a curated record. The coding region runs from base 1 to 1404 and encodes 467 amino acids.
AUGAACCCUCCAGCAGCCGGUUAUUCAGCCACAUACCCCGAGGAGAAGGGCCCCGAGAUGCGCGGGCUCCUGACGCCCCCGCCUGUUGGUCCGCCCGGGUAUGCGGCAGUGUACCAGCCUUCGUCGACGUACGUGAAUCCACAGGAACGCCCUAGGAACGCCCGCAGGCGGCGUUUCUGGCACUUCUUGGCCUGCACCGUUCUCUUCUUCGUCGCGCUCCACCUGCUCCUGCACCAGCGGCCCUUCAAGAAGGGCUUGGGUCCCCUCCCUUGGUCUGAAAUAAGUCCUGGGACCACGGAGCCCGAGGCUCAGUGGAGUCCCUCGAUCUGCGAGGACAAUGUCAACUGGAAGGACGACUCCGAUCGCGCGCCCACGCACGGCUACCACUACCGCGCGCACACGACCCUCACGCUUCCGGUCUCCGCCGAAGAGCUCUCGUUCAUCGCUGAGGGCGCGAACGCGUACGGCACCUUCGACGUCUCCCAGGACGCGCACACCGACUCCGAGAACGCUGUCGUCGACAUCGAGGUCGAGUACCGUGUCUCAGACGCGCUCGACGACGCGACGGUAUGCCGCACCCACGCCGGACAGGGCAAGUGGGGCCUCGGGAUUUUCACGCCGCGCUGGUCGCACCCGCACAACGAGCGCCAGCUUCGGUUUUUUGUUCAUGUUCAUCUCCCUUCUUCCGACAAGCUAAACAUCAAGCGCUUCUUCACGGACUUGCCGAUUUUCAGGCACCACCUCGCGGAGCUUGCAGAUACGGUUCACUUCGAAGAGGUGUCAUUGAGGAGCAGCAACAGCCCCAUCGAUGUUGAUUCUCUGGCAGCGGACCGCGUUCGUGCGACAACUAGCAACACUGCCAUCCGCGGCAAGUUCAACACCUCGACCACGCUCGAGCUCCAGACCUCUAAUGCCCCGAUCGUGGCCGAGGCGACUCUCGUGAAUGGCCGCGGCGAGCAACCCACUCGUCUCAUACUCAAGACUUCUAACGCCCACAUCGACUCAUCUGUCCAUCUCCAAUCCAGCACUUCCUCGGCCACCGGUGGGAAGUACGAUGUCUCCGCGCGCACGUCCAACGGCCCGAUCGAUGUCUCUAUCAUCGACGCACCCGUGGGCCACACGCUCACUCUGGACGCGCACACGUCCAAUGUCGGUGCACACGUCGCGCUUCCCAAGACCUUCGAGGGGUCGUUUGACCUCCAGUCCUCAAGGUGGUUCCGUCCGACCGUCGAGUGGGACCAGGACGUCGAGGACCCCGCGGGCAAGCGCCGCACGCGGCACGUUGAGCUGCACACCAUCAACGGUGUCUCGGUGCGCGGGAAUGCGUGGUGGGAGGAGGGACGGAAGACUGAGGGCACGGUGACGGUCGCCACUUCGAACGCGGCGGUGCGCCUUGAGCUUUAA